Cutaneotrichosporon cavernicola is the source of this 1473-nucleotide messenger RNA. RefSeq lists its product as uncharacterized. The transcript has 2 exons. Bases 1 to 1473 code for a protein of 490 amino acids. The record is from RefSeq and is a predicted model, not a curated record. Lineage: Eukaryota; Fungi; Basidiomycota; Tremellomycetes; Trichosporonales; Trichosporonaceae.
AUGCCCAGACCAAACCGCAUCCCAGUCGCCCGGGGUCCUUCGAGGUAUCCUCCCUCACCGAUCACGCCGGCAAAUUUCCUCGCCCUAGCACCUCAUCCCAACACCCCUGCCCCGCCGGCACCACGGCGCCCCACCCUCGGCCCACCACCGGCGGGAUGGACGCGCACCUUGCACGCCGUGCCCGCCGCAUACCCUCGCCAACUGAUGCAGGGAACUGGAGACUUGGGUCGCAGUUCCGAGCCGUUUGGGAACACCCGACCCAUUCCGGGCGAGAGCAAGGCUGUUCGCAAGGCGCGCGUUGAGAGCGCCGUCGGAGCUGCGGUGUUGGCGCGCGUCGAUGCCUACGAGUGGAGUCUGGAGGAAGCGUUGCGCGUCAAGCCCGACGGCUUGUUUCUUGGCGUGGAGAGAUGGACGCGCGAUAAGCCGGUUGGCGGACACACGCUCGUGUGUACCCACCCGAACGGAACGCAGAAGGAGCACUGGCAUCCGACCUUGCGCCGGAUCUUGGCUUCGGACGCGCCGGCCAGGGCUUUCGGGACUGCUGAGCCUCUCCCAGCCGGGCCCGUGCUUAUCGACGAUAUAUGGCUCAUCGAUCAUUACAACCACGGCGUGAGCGUGGACCUGAAUGAUGGGCACAUGGGCUGUGCGGAUAUUUGGGAUGACGUGGGCCGCGACGUCCUCAACUUUAUCGUACACGUCCUCCCGUCAGCCAAGCAGUCGGCGCCAAAGGAUCUGCCAUGGCAGCUCCUCUGGCGGCCCGAAGGCUUGGCGCCAGCGGUGAAAGUUAUGGGCAUGGGCGGUUCUUAUGGUGGAACGGGGCAUGUGAUGGCGGCCCACUCCAGACCGGACGUAUACCACGGCGUCUUCCUGGCAGACACGUUGAUUCAGCCUCGCGCGCUUAAUCGGUCCGCAGUCCUCCCGACCGAGGAGCAAGACGUGGGAACGAACCUCGCCCGUGCGGCGAUGAAGCGGCGGGACGCGUGGCCGUCCCGCGUCGAGGCCGGCCGCACGUGGCGCAAGAACCCUUUCUAUGCGACGUGGCAUCCCGAAGUGUUCGAACUCACCCUCUCACACGGACUCGUUAGGGCCAACCCCUACGGCGUCGAGGAGGGCGACCCCAACGUCGACGAUGCGCCGGUCGUCCUCGCUACACCAACAUGGGCUGAGGCGAGUGUCUUCGUCGAGCCAAUGAGUUCCGGACGCGCUUGGGAUAUGCUCCCUAAUCUCAAGGUGCCGGUUGCGUUCUUGGUCGCUGAAAAUCGCUUCCCAGUUGACUUGAAUCGCGAGGUGGUGUGGCGCGCCCCGUUGGCCCGGAAUGAGAAACUGGUCGGUAUAGGCCAUAUGUGCUUGCAGGAGAACCCGCAGGCCGUGUCCGAGGCGGCAGUUCGGUUCCUCCAGACCCUCGCAGCUGGCAAGUGGGGAAGUAAAGAUGAGAUCCGGGCCGAAUAUGAUGCGCUCGCGGCCAAGUUGUAG